Messenger RNA from Scylla paramamosain (green mud crab), 8876 nucleotides. RefSeq lists its product as uncharacterized. The record is from RefSeq and is a predicted model, not a curated record. NCBI's taxonomy places the organism in Eukaryota, Metazoa, Arthropoda, Malacostraca, Decapoda, Portunidae.
CGUGGACGUGAAGGGGAAAGUGGUGGGCUCCGUGGCUACCUACUCCUGCAAAGAGGGUUACCAUCUCAUUGGGCAAGUCACUCGACACUGCCAAGCCAACGGGAUCUGGACUUCCGCUCCUCCUGAGUGUAGAGAGAACUUGUACUGCACAGAUCCACCCAUCAUCCCCAAUGGCGCGCCACAACGGCAAGGAGGGCCAGACUCGCUUCGAGGUGAACCAGAAGCUGCAGUUCUCAUGCUACGAAGGCUACACCACCAGGGGGUUCUUCGAGGCCAAGUGUCUCCUGUAUAACAACACCAUGCAGUGGUUUGGUCCAGAGAUUGAGUGGCGAACCUCUCUCUCUCUCUCUCUCUCUCUCUCUCUCUCUCUCUCUCUCUCAGCCAAGACGUGUGGUGACCCUGGCGAGAUCCUGAACGGUUUUAAGGAAGGUAACUGCUUCACCUUCUCCUGCCGCGUCACCUACAACUGCCGCCCGGGAUUCGAACUGGUGGGGCCCAAGAACUACUACUGCCAGCACGACGGUACCUGGAGGCCGAGGGAACUGCCAGUGUGCUCCCCCGUGCAAUGUGAGAUCCCAGAGAACCCAGAGAACGGCAAGGCAAUCUUCAUCGCGGUUUCCUACAACGCCGUGGUAUCCUACGAGUGCGAGUACGGCUUCAUGAUCGUGGGCUCGCCAACUCGCCGCUGCGGGCCGGACAAGAAGUGGAGUGGCAUCGAACCCAAGUGCAAACGUAUCGACUGUGGGCACCCGGGUCACCUGUCGAACGGGUGGCUGGAAAACAUCGACCAGGGCACGGCUCUCGGCUCCUCCAUCAUCUUUCGCUGUUUCGCCAACAUGAGCAUUGUGGGCGACCAGUCCACCGUGUGCCAGGCCGAUGGCUCCUGGAGCAAGCCGCUGCCCAUGUGUCUGGCGCCGUGCAUCGUGCCCACCAUCGAGUACGGCAGACUGCGCAACGAGACCCGCUCCGGCAUGCAAGUGACGCACGGCCAGACGAUUGACGUGCAGUGUAAUGAGAACUUCGAGUUAGCGUACAGCCAGGCACCCUCCCUCUGCUACAAUGGCACCUGGACUAACUUCCCGCGCUGCCAGCCAGCCCGGUGCAAGAGGCUGCCGGAGAGGCCUCGCCACGGCAUGGUCAUUGCGCCCAAGACGGACCACGGCAGGCUGGCUCGGUUCCGCUGCAAGGACGGCUACGUGUUGGAGGGGAACUAUACCACCACCAGAUGUCAUUACGGGAACUGGACCAACCCGACCCCUAAGUGUCGAGAAGUGUACUGUCCCUUCCCCGGAGAGCUGGAGAACGGGCGGGUGCUGCUCGUGGGUAACAUGGGCAUGUAUGACUACAGAUCCUACGUGAAGAAGGUGAGAAACAACCGCCAGCUGAGGUUCUCGUGUAAUCGCGGUUUCUUCCUGGUGGAGGGGCCGCCGGGAGCCACCUGUGUGCACGGCAGCUGGAGCCCCAAGGAGAUGCCGAGGUGUGACCCCGACCUGCACCCGAGGCUGCGCUGGGUCAAGAGAUCCCUGAACGAGGAGCAGCUGGCGUCCACCACUGAGCUGCCCGUCCUCGAGGGUCCCUUCCUGGAGGACGAGACCAGCGAGGAGGACGAGGACGACGAGGACGAGACUGAAGAGGAAGAGGAAGAGGAAAAGGAGGAGAAGGAAAUGGAAGAGAACGAGGAGAAUAUGAUAAGCGGUAAUAAUGAACUGGAGGGGGGAAGUGACAGUGGAAGAUCGAAACUCAUCAACGACGAGGUGAAGACGACGAUGGCGACGACGGGCGGCGCCAGGUGGAGGAAAAGACUGCUGACGGAAACCAGCACCAGCACCUCCACUGCCACCCCCCGCCCUCUCCCGACUGACAACCCCAGCCGCCCCCUCUACCCCUCCACCCUCCUCCUCGGCGUGCUUAAUUCUGGAGCCCCCGAGGACGGCCGCGUGAAGGCCUCCCUCGGCAGGACGCUACGUGGUCCCUUAGCGGACUAUUUCAAAGUUAUGACGGACAAGACGGACCCCACAACGCCCUCCCCGUCAGCCCCUGUCAAACGAGUCCCCAGGAAUGCGGUAGACAAGAAGAGGAAGAGGAGGAACAAAUGGAAGAAGAAGGGCAAGCGAGACUCCCCAACUCCCGUGCCUCACUGCGACCCGAUAGCCAGCCAGCCGUACCUUCGCGUGGAGGUGGCACGGCGCGGCAGGGACAGCAACUACACGUACUCGGCGGGGAGCGCGAUUAAGGUGACGUGCCUGCAUGGGUACGGCCUCAACAUCGGCAACAGGACGGCCAAGUGUGCACGGCGUGGGAAGUGGAAGCCGAAGAAGCCUGAGUGUGUGACGUUGCCGUGCUCCGUGCCCAAGACGCCCCACGGCCAGUUUGAGUUCAACGGCAUGACGCUGCAGCCCCGGGAGAUCAUCAACCACAGUGAGGUAGUGAAAUUCUCUUGCCAGAGUGGUUACACCGUGGUGGGAUCAGAUACCAUGCGCUGCUGGUACGGUGCCUGGGCGGUGACGGGCAAGACGCCGGAGUGUGUGGCCAACAACUGUGAACUGCCUGAGCUGAGUCACGGAAAGUACAACAGCGGCUACAAGAAGGGCCUCACGAUCAUCCACGGCGCCUCCAUUCCCUAUACCUGUGACGAGGGUUUCCUCAUGAGCGCCCAAGACGUCUCCUGUUACCUGGGAAUGCUCAAAGCCCGCGCCCCCAGCUUGCAUCCGCCCCGUGCGAACCCCGACGAAGCCCAAGAUGGUGGAGAAGGUUCUGCCCCACCCACUGCCACCACCUGGCCCGGUUAUAAAUCCUCGCCGCGUUGGAACAUUUCAUCUCCUAACGACGUGUUCUUCCCAACAGAGGUGUUCAGGGGCAUCGCCGAGAACAGUAUCAGCAACAGGCAGACGUGCGGCGCGCCUGUGGUGGUGCCUGACUCGCAGGGAUUCCUGAAGGGACCAGCCGAUCACCCCACUUCAUCCCCACCACAACCAUACCACCCUAAAUCUCACAUAAAACCAUCCACUCACACAACACCCCAUGACACCUCCUCCGUCUACUACCCCCAGGGACGUGGCCUUGGGGGUCGAUCACUUACCACCUGUGGGGCUGACGGGGCUGACAGCACUGCCGCCACGCAUAGGCCGCCCGAGGAGGAGGAGAUCGUGGACUGGGGAACGAGACCUUGCAAGUGGGAGAAGUCAGAGCCCAAAGUGGUGACCUUCUUUGAUGACGAGGAAAUAACCGAGGAGACGAUUUUUCAGCCGGGGGAAGAAUUGGUGUCUCGCUGUGUCGAUAUUGGGAAGUACUCGCUCACGGGAUCGUCCAGAAGGAGGUGCAAGGACGGGACGUGGACUGGGGACAAGCCAAUCUGUGAGGGGCUGAGUCAGGAGAACGAUUACUCCUUGGACAAGCCCCCGACAAUUCUGUUCCGCCACGAGCAAGGCCCCAUCGCCCAGAGCAACGACGGUAAGCUGGUGGUGUUCCCCGGCACGGUGCUCCACCUCGAGUGUCUCUUCAGGAGGAGGCACGGAACACCCAAAUGGAACGUCUCCCUCUCCAGCACUCUCCUCCGCGGCAAGAAGAGGAGGAGGAAGGGCAGCAAGAAGGGCAUGAAGGGAGGAGGAAAACCGAGAGCUGGAGGCACAUUAGUGCCUUACCCGAACGGCUGGGCUAACGCACCUGGGAGGAAUAUGCAGCUUGAGUACAGACUGACCAUCUCCAAGGCCCAACCCAAGGACAGCGGGUCUUAUGCCUGCACGACCCCGCUGGGAUUCAAACACGUGGUGACGGUGGAUAUAAGAGCCGUCUACUGCCCGGACAUGGAAAACUACAAUUUCACUGAGACCAACCCGUUACUCGUGUAUGAACCGGAAGACGAACACAAACUGUCCACCAUUAUCAGCUUCUCCUGCGUCCCUGGUUACUCUUUAGUGGGUGCCUCCAAGAUCAAAUGCUUACCCUCAGGAAACUGGUCGGCGCCCAUACCUGACUGUGAAAGUGAGCGUUCUCCUCCUCCUUCUCCGUUGGACAAAUGCACGCCGCCGAAGCCUCCCGAAAACGGCAUUCUGAUGGGGAAGAGCACGCCGCCCUACCACGCCGGGGAUAUGGUGGACGUAAAGUGCAACGCGAGCUACAUGAUGGAGGGCAAGCAGAGACUCGUGUGUCAGGAGGACGGGCAGUGGUCAGCCGAGGUGCCCAAGUGUAUGCUCGCCUGCACCUACCCCGGCACCAUCAUCUCGGGCACCAUGAGCUCCAUCAAGUUCUACUAUCCGAUCAACGACAAUAUCACCUACACGUGCAGUGAGGGCUUCAGGCUGGACGGGGCGCGCUCCAUCGUGUGUCUGGAGGGCGGCAGAUGGUCGGCGCAGGUCCCCACGUGCCUGCCGGUCGAAUGAGGAACGCAACUUCGAAGAGUAUGCAGGAGGACGCGACCUCCAUCUCAUCGAAUUCGUCUUUUUUCUUCGCGCAUCACAGAAAAUGAAGUCAUGGAGAGGGAGACUAAAGUGAUGACUCUUGAUCACUUGAUGAAGCUCCGAGUUGACAUGUAAGAUCAACACGUCUCUUUUUUUUUUUUUUUUAUUUCUUUAUACUGAACGUGAAGUCUUCUUCGUCACACAACACAGAAAAUGAGGUCAUCAAAAGGGGAACGAAAGUUAUGUUUCUUAAUCAAUUUAUGAAGUUCCCAGUCGACAUACACAAAUAAGAUCAAUUUGUCUCUUUUCUUUUAACGCGAACUCGUCAUUUCCUACACGCAUCACAGAAAAUGAAGUCAUAAAUAGAAAGAUUAAACAAAAAUGUCUUGACCAACUUACAAAACUCCAAGUUGACAUAUCAAACUAACAUCUCUCUUCCCGAGCAUCGAACGGGCCUUUCUCUUCGGGCAUCGCAAAAAAAAAAAUAAAUAAAUAAAUAAAUAAAUAAAUAAAAUAAAAUAAAUAAAUGAAUAAAUAAAAAUAAAUAAAUAAACAAAUACAUGAAAUGAAAAAAAAAAUUAAUUAAUUAAUAAAAAAAAAUAGUCAUGGGAAGGGGGACUAAAAAUAACUCUCUCGAUUGACACGUAAGACCAUUAUCUCUCUUCCUUUCCCUUGAACGUGAUCGUCAUAUAAAAUCGAACGUGUUUAUUUUCUCCGCACAUCACAGAAAACGAAGUCACUACAGGGGACACUCUACUAAUGUCUCUUCGCCAAGCUGAAAGACGCUUCUAGUUGACUAAAAUUAACAAUAUGUUCUCUUUCCAUUCUUUGAGCGAGAAUCUAAGCACUCAGCUACAAUAACGCACCAAGUUCCUCAACCCGCGGAAACAAUGAAUCAAAUACUGUAAAGACAAAAUUUCCAGCUGCCAUCGAUCUCCGCAUUUAUGUCGAGGAGCUGAAAGAGGGUUUAAUGUUUAAUACUAUUGCCAAGGAAGACGAAGAUUUGGGACUUAAAGAAACUGACGAUGCCGAGAGAGAGAGAGAGAGAGAGAGAGAGAGAGAGAGAGAGAGAGAGAGAGAGAGAGAGAGAGAGAGAGAGAGAGAGAGAGAGAGAGAGAGAGAGAGUUAUCGGGUGUGUGUGUGUGUGUGUGUGUGUGUGUGUGUGUGUGUGUGUGUGUGUGUGUGUGUGUGUGUGUGUGUGUGUGUGUGUGUGUGUGUGUGUGUGUGUGUGUUUUAUCACGUAAUCACUCACCGUACUGCAACAUAUCACAAUACAAUAUCACUAAGUAAUGCCCACACACCAAGACUGCAAUAAGGAGGCGCUCCCCUCACCCCGCUGCUCCCUCGCCUGUCCCCUCGCUCUUGUGAAUGGAGUGGACGGGGCUCUGAUACCCUUUCCGCGAGGAGUGAGAGAGAGAGAGAGAGAGAGAGAGAGAGAGAGAGAGAGAGAGAGAGAGAGAGAGAGAGAGAGAGAGAGAGAGAGAGAGUGGGGUGCUAGGAGGACGCUUAUCAAUAUACAGGCGCGGGUCAAGGUCUGCAAGAAUAAUCUCCGUGUAUUGGACAGGCCGGCGCCUCACCCUCGACAUAUCACGACGUUCUCAAGCUACGUACAUUGUACCAUGUAAAGUGACGCACGUUUCGUACCGCCAUGCAAAUAUUACAGAUACCUACCGCCUUUAGUAGACACACGGCAAGUUAAGGUUGUAUCGAUGGACACACGCAUGCACCUUAGAAAAUGGAAAACUAUUAUUAAGAGGUAGGGACUGUAUAUGAGGAGAGGGAAAAGUGGUCUGUUGUUAUACGCUGUGCUACACAUACUACCCACGUGCCGAAAAUGAUUAUGCACAAGUCUCUGAUGUGAUCUGAAGGCUGGGCUCAACUUGGAACCUCCUCCUCGUGUUGCCUCACUCCCCCCUGUCACAUCCCCCCAGGGAACACUGGCGAGGGGGCGCUGAGGAGGCAAGCAAGAUUCAUUGUGAUAACACUGAAGACUGACUGAGACCACAGCUUCCACUCAACCACCGUCACUUCACCCACUCCCUCGAGCCUGAAGGAGAAGGAGCAGGAGAAGCAGGAGUAAAAGAAGAGGAGGAGCUUUAAGAGUGUCCCUCAUUGCGUCUCCAGCACCUCCUUCAGGCCAUAUGCAUCUUAUAGCCUUUAGAACGAUGUUAUCACUAUUGUCAUCUCACACUUUCCGUUUUUCUUUCUCGUCUCGAAUCGAAGUGAAGAGUUUUAUCCUAUGAUUACUACUAGCUUUACUCAAUCGACUGUUGAUGUAUUACGACUUUCUGGAGUCUAUUAAUUAACGUCUACGAGUAUCUAUGAACAAAAAAAAAAUAUGAUGAUGUACUUUUAGCAUUGCUCACAACUGUACUUUCUACUCCUAGCACUUCUAACACCUCUAUGUCUCUCCUGUGCUGUCUGUGGACGUGUCUUAAGUCUGCUGCUGUUUUCUCUUCGCUCCUCAGACCCGUGCAUCGCUCAUUAUGAUCAGGAAGAAGGAGAGGAAUGAGCAGAGAGAGGAUAUGGAUAUGACGAGAGUGUGAAGGACGAAAAAAAGAAAAGGAGAAAAGGAAAAUUGACCUAAUUCAGUUUUAUCACCGCUCAAAUUCACUGAUGAAGAAAAAGAAGGAGAAAUAGGAAAUUGAUCUAAUCCUAUCUAAAGAUGACUAAGGAUGACAUAACUUUCAUCCUCACCCUUCCAUUCUCUUGAAAACUUCCCUUGUGCUGGGGUUGAACUCCUCUCAGCUUCACGUGAGAGGCUUCAAACACUUCCCUAAAGACUGAUAAAAGAAGUAUUUGAUAUAUGCAAAUUAAGCUUAUCUGUACUACAAGGAGAGAAUACUUCAAUAACAUAUAAUUUCCUCUCCUUCUCCUCCUGGUUUUUUCUCUUCCUCCUCCUUCUAAGUCCUUUUUAAUGUCGAUAGCGGGAUCUUUUCUUCGUCCUGUCCUUUCUUCUAGCUGUCGUGUGUCGUCAUUCAGUGUCUGUUCUCUACUAUAUCCUCGUUGAAUCAUUAGCAUUAAGGAGGCAAUGGGGUCCUGGCUGGCGACAAAACUCCCCUAAAGUUGAACGAAAAUGAGAGAGAGAAAAAUAUAUAUAUAUAUAAUGCCACAUUUUACCUUGGUGUCCCGUACUGUGCGCCUUUCCCUCUACUCACCACCACGGCUUUCUCCUCCUCCUCCUCCUUCUCUUCCUUCUUUUUUCUCCAAUGAAGGAAAGCUACAGUCUGUUAUACUCCUUAUUUUAUCCUUCUCUGGCUUUUUAUCUCUUAACUUCUCUUUCUUUCCCCCCUCUCUUCAUUGAUCACUUCACCAUUUUAUCACCUUAUUUUCUAAUUUGAUAACUAUGAAGAUUAUACUUUCAUGCCUCAGCACCUUCAGUCGUAUCUGCACACACACACACACACACACACACACACACACACACCAGGCUUGGAGUAUUCGUGUCCGGUGUUCGCAUACAGUAUUAAUCACAUUCAGCCAUUGUAAAUCAGAGUGUUCUCCUUUGUAUUGGAAUGCUUAGGAAGGUAUUCGUAUUCUCCGUAUAAGCUGACAGAUAAUCUUAAAUCUAUAAACAGAAAUAACAGAGGCCUUGCUCCUUACAAUUCUAGUUUCCUGGGUAGACGUGGAUAGUACAGGUGAAGCAAUCUGUAAGCCUGCAUUCUGGAGCCUGACUUAGCUGUCUUGUGCCUGGAAUGUGUAAAGUCGUGGCCAGAAGUCUUGUAACACUUCCAUUGUGUUUAGCGUGUUCCAGCAGUCUUACGUCCUCUGAUCUCCUUGGGACCUUUCACUUCUCAGGUUCUGUAAGGUGACAGGGUAGCACAUCGGAGGACUUACGGUUGAGACGAAACGGUUAAAUUAUUGGAAAAAAAAUACGGCACGUGAAUAAACUUUUAACCGUGACUGUACUUGACGCCACCGUUAAAUGUGAAAGUUUAGAAUUCUGCAAUUUUAGGGGAUGUGAAAUGCGUUUGUAUCACUAAUAACGAAGGAAGUAUAGUAGUUAAAAUUGAUUAUUGUCAGAAUUGUCCGUAAUGAUAACAGUUUAUACGAGUUUAUGAAACCGUAAAGAGCAAGAUUCGGAGCGCGAAUUUGUAAUCUCGGCUUUAAGGCAGCGCUGUAAAUUAUGUCCUAUACUGCGUCGCCUGAUCAACUUUGCCUGUAUUACUGACUACGUAAUUGCGCCAUUAAGAAGGCGGUCGAAAUGAUAACUGUGCAGAGAAGCGACUGUGCCUGACCUGUGCAUGGACAGUUAAUGUGUAAUAUUUCUUCGAGUUUUAUAGUUUUAUGUUUUUAUCUCUUAAAUGGCAUCAUCUAAAUUAAUUAUGGCAUCUAAAUUGAUAGUUUGCAAGUAUUUCACAAUUCCAAAUGAGAAAAGCGGGUCUUUCAAGGCAGCUUGUAAAUAUUGCGGAAAAAAAAAAAACGAAAAUAUAUUUAAAGCAGUAUAUAAAGAAAUGAAGUAAUGGAAAAAAAAAUAAA